CUGGAUUCCGAGAAGGUAGCUGCUCUGAUUCAGAAACUGAACUCCGACCCCCAGUUCCUUCUGGCGCAGAAUGUGGGGACCACGCACGACCUGCUGGACCUGUGCCUGCGGCGCGCCACGGUGCAGGGCGUGCAGCACGUGUUCCAGCACGCGGUGCCGCAGGAGGGCAAGCCCGUCACCAACCAGAAGGGCUCAGGGCGAUGCUGGAUCUUUUCUUGUCUGAACGUUAUGAGACUUCCACUCAUGAAAAAAUUAAAUAUUGAAGAAUUUGAGUUUAGUCAGUCUUAUCUCUUUUUCUGGGACAAGGUUGAACGCUGUUACUUCUUCUUAAAUGCUUUUGUGGACACAGCCCAGAAAAAGGAACCUGAGGAUGGUAGGCUGGUGCAGUAUUUGCUCUCGAAUCCUGCAAAUGAUGGUGGACAGUGGGAUAUGCUUGUCAAUAUUGUUGAAAAAUAUGGUGUUAUUCCUAAGAAGUGCUUCCCUGAAUCCCAUACAACAGAGGCAACCAGAAGGAUGAAUGAUAUUCUGAAUCACAAGAUGAGAGAAUUCUGUAUACGACUACGGAACCUCGUACACAGUGGAGCAACCAAAGGAGAAAUCUCAGCCACACAGGAUGCCAUGAUGGAGGAGGUCUUCCGAGUGGUGUGCAUCUGUUUGGGUAACCCACCAGCGACCUUCACCUGGGAGUACCGGGACAAAGAUAAGAAUUAUCAGAAGAUCGGCCCCAUCACGCCCGUGGAGUUUUACCGGGAGCACGUGAAGCCACUCUUCAACAUGGAGGAUAAGAUUUGUUUAGUGAAUGACCCUCGGCCCCAGCACAAGUACAACAAACUUUACACGGUGGACUACUUAAGCAAUAUGGUCGGAGGGAGAAAAACUCUAUAUAACAACCAGCCCAUUGACGUAUUGAAAAAGAUGGUUGCUGCCUCCAUCAAAGACGGAGAGGCUGUGUGGUUUGGCUGUGAUGUUGGAAAACACUUCAAUAGCAAGCUGGGCCUCAGUGACAUGAAUGUCUAUGACCAUGAGUUAGUGUUUGGUAUCUCCCUGAAGAACAUGAACAAAGCUGAGAGGUUGACGUUUGGUGAGUCACUUAUGACCCACGCCAUGACCUUCACUGCCGUCUCAGAGAAGGAUGACCAGGAGGGUGCAUUCAUGAAAUGGAGAGUGGAGAAUUCAUGGGGUGAAGACCAUGGUCACAAAGGUUACCUGUGCAUGACUGACGAGUGGUUCUCUGAGUAUGUCUACGAAGUGGUGGUGGACAGGAAGCAUGUCCCUGAAGAGGUGCUGGCUGUGCUGGAGCAGGAGCCCACUGUCCUGCCAGCCUGGGACCCCAUGGGGGCUUUGGCCAAGUGAUGCUGCCGGCACUUCCCUCCGCCCGUGAAACCUGGAGCAGCUGCAAAGGACAGAUCCAGGAACUGAAGCCAAAGUUACACAGGUGACUGUGCCCCCACAGGACACAGUCAGACUCUUGGAUUUCUCCUCCAGGAACCUCUCGGGGAAGCGCGCUUUAUGUUGAAACAAAUAUUCUUAAAGAAAAUAAAGGGAAAGAUCAGGUUACACUAUCUGUUCUCCUCAUCUCCCAGCAGCUCAGGAUCGCUUCGCAUUUUAAUCAGCUGUAAUUGUUUGUCUUAACUCUGUCAAAAGGUUUGGUUCGGUGUCUUUUAACAGGACAGGAGUGGAUGAGCAGUUGAGGAUGGAGAGAGGACGGGCCUGAAGCUCCUUGUUCCUAGAGUAGAGUUGGGGGAGGGUCACCCUAUGAUUUGAGCUCUCAGAACUGCAUGCUGCCUGACAGUGUCACUGUCCCUUCUGGAUGGCAGUCACUGAAUUCUGUUUUUUCACGGUAUUUUAUGUGCCUCUAAUAGCCCAGGGUGAGAGGUUGAUCGAGUCCGACAUUCCUUCCUCCUGCUCUGAACUGGGGAGGGGGGGGGGACCACAGGCUACUUGAGUCGGGGUUAAGCAGAGGCUUAGAGAAAGUCGGGUGAGAGAAUGACCCGGACCUUAUCAUGAUCUGAAUUAUUAUUAGGAGGUGCUCUAGCCAAAUGGUGUAACUUCUGCCUCUGGGAUUUGGAGCUGGGUGGCAGGAAGCGGUGAACCCAUUCUUUCUGACAACUAGAUGGUGCUGAGAAGCUUUUGAAUAAAACUCUUUGUUAAAUGAGA
Molecule: messenger RNA, 2157 nt
Organism: Miniopterus natalensis
Lineage: Eukaryota; Metazoa; Chordata; Mammalia; Chiroptera; Miniopteridae
Source: RefSeq, a predicted model, not a curated record